Molecule: messenger RNA, 1149 nt
Organism: Nerophis lumbriciformis (worm pipefish)
Lineage: Eukaryota; Metazoa; Chordata; Actinopteri; Syngnathiformes; Syngnathidae
Source: RefSeq, a predicted model, not a curated record
AUGGAUCGCUUUUCGUGGUCUAAUGGUCUUUUGGAUAUUAAUGAAACUUUAGUAAUUCAACAGCGCGGCGUCAGAUUGUAUGAUGGCGACGACAAGGCUAAACUGGAUAUUGGAGUAGCUUUGCUAAGUACUCAUCGCCUAAUUUGGAGGGACGGGAAAAAUCAUGAAUGCUGCAUUUCCAUGCCAUUGUCAGAUAUUAUAUUUUUUGAGGAGCAAGCUGCAGGAAUAGGAAAAAGUGCAAAAAUUGUAAUACACCUGCAUCCAGCAUCACCUAACAAAGAGCAAGGACCCUACCAACACAGCAAGUUUUCUUACAUUAAGCUCUCUUUUAAAGAACAUGGACAAAUUGAGUUUUUUAGGAGACUAAAUGAGGAGAUGAUUCAGAAGAGAUGGGAGAACACUCCCCCUUCCCAAUCCAUCCCAACAGGAGUCGAAACACAGUCAGGAAGGACACGCGCAGUCGGGAUUGUUGGCAUUGAGCGGAAGAUAGAAGAGAAAAGGAAAGAAACGGACAAAAACAUCUCAGAGGCGUUUGAAGAUCUCAGUAAACUGAUGGUGAAGGCCAAAGAGAUGGUGGAGCUUUCCAAAUCUAUAGCUAACAAGAUAAAAGACAAGCAAGGGGACAUCACAGAGGAUGAGACCAUCCGCUUUAAGUCUUACUUGCUGAGCAUGGGUAUCGCUAACCCCGUCACCAGGGAAACGCAUGGCUCAGGCACACAUUACCACAUGCAGCUGGCUAAACAACUAGGAGAUAUGCUCCAGGCCCCUCUGGAGGAACGUGGAGGCAUGAUGGCGCUUACCGAGGUGUACUGUCUGGUCAACCGGGCUCGAGGCAUGGAGCUUUUAUCCCCGGAAGAUUUGUUAAAUGCCUGCAAGAUGUUUGAGUCUUUGAAGCUUCCAUUGAGGCUGCGUGUAUUCGACAGUGGCGUGAUGGUGGUCCAGCUGCAGUCUCACAGCGAAGAGGAAAUGAUCGCCUCAGCGUUAGACAAUGUGUCUGAGAAAGGGUCUUUAACAGCAGAGGAGUUCGCUAAACUGUUGGGUCUCUCUGUGCUUUUGUCUAAGGAGCGUUUGCUACUGGCUGAGAAGAUGGGCCACCUGUGUCGCGAUGACUCUGUGGAGGGUCUGAGGUUCUAUCCAAACCUCUUUUGA